Molecule: messenger RNA, 2982 nt
Organism: Copidosoma floridanum
Lineage: Eukaryota; Metazoa; Arthropoda; Insecta; Hymenoptera; Encyrtidae
Product: A disintegrin and metalloproteinase with thrombospondin motifs 1
Biological process (GO): extracellular matrix organization; proteolysis
Cellular component (GO): extracellular matrix
Molecular function (GO): metalloendopeptidase activity
Source: RefSeq, a predicted model, not a curated record
AUGAUCGCGUCGGUUGUCCUCCUGGCCGCCUUGGGCACCGCGCUCCAGAGGUACCCGCGAGUGGUCCACCCGCGCGUCGUGCCCCACAACGAGGUGUCCCGGGACCGGCGCUCCGUGCCCCGCGCCAACGACAAUAUCGAGUUUGUCUCGCUCGACGAGUGGCUCCUCAAGACCGAGCCCAACCGGCACCUCGUCCUCUCUGCCUCGCUCAGGCCCGAGUGGACGGGCCCCGGGUACGACGACGGGGUAGAGCCGUUGGGCUCGUGCGAGAGCCGCGUGGGCGAGGUCCACGGGUGGGAGGGUGGCUCCCGCGUGCUGUUGACGCGCUGCCGGGAGGACUUUUUCGGGCUGGUGCGCCUCGAGAACCGGACGUUUCUGCUCGAGCCGUGGGGCAGCGGUGGUAAUAAGCAUCUGCUGUACGAGGCCGGGCUGGCGAGGAGUAGGCGGGACGUGGCACCCGCGGCGCAGCUGUACGAGGCGAGCCAGCGAUACUACAACCUCACGGGCGACACCCUCGACGCGGAGAACUACGAGGACAGUCCGGAGCUGGUGAGCGAGUCGAUGGCCACCGGCCUUGGGAGGAACAACGAGCUGGACCGGCCGGAGGAAGGGCUCGGGUACUUCUUCGACAGGAAUUGGCAGCGGGAGAAACUGCCGACUAGGAAGACGACGGUGGCGGGCAAGUUUUCGCCGCCAAAGUGGCUCGAGCUCGCGGUCGUGGCCGAUUACUCGGUCGUCGAGUUUCACGGCUCGCGGGUCCAGCGGUACAUCUUGGCGCUCCUGAACAUCGUGAGCGCAAUUUACAAGGACCCGUCCCUCGACUCCAACAUGCAGCUCGUGGUCGUUCGCAUGAUCCUGUCCACCGAAAAGAAGGACGCAAUGGUGCAUCAGGGUAACGCGCGUCGCUCGCUCGAGAACGUUAACAGGUGGAAUCGCAAGCUGUUGGCCCAGUCGAACCGGACGCACGACGUGGCUGUGUGGCUGACGAGGCUGGACAUUGGCGGGCCCUCCGGCUACGCUCCGGUUUCGGGUGCGUGUGACCCAUCGCGAUCCUGCGCCCUCAACCGCGACGAGGGCCUCACGAGUGCCUUCAUCCUUGCCCACGAGGUCGCUCACAUAUUGGGAUUGUCUCACGAUGGGGACAAAAAUUCGGGCAACGCGUGCGCGAGAGAAGCCGUGCGAGGCAGUAUUAUGGCACCGAUGGUGGCGGCGAAUUUUCACAAUUUCCACUGGUCGAGUUGUUCGAAGAAGGAAUUCCAUCGCAAAGCAAAGCACUGGUCCUGCCUGUCUAAUCGUCCGAGGGACGAUGACUCGCCGAUCGCCAAGGGCCACGAGGUGUUCAGCAUGGACGAGCAGUGCCGCAUGGAAUUCGGCGAGGGAUACGGGCGCUGUCGGAGUCUGGAGCCGGCGAGCCUCUGCGCGCAUCUAUGGUGCGGACGAGCCAACAGCUCGCAGGCCUGUAAAACUAAGAAGGGACCGCCGCUGGAGGGUACACUGUGCGCCAAAAAUAAGUUUUGCACGAACGGAGCUUGCGAGACGGUCGAGCCGAAGCGGCGCUUCGUUCCACCGUCCACGGCCGUACGGGGCAGCGAGAGCACCUGGGGUCCCUGGAGCUCCUGGAGCGAGUGCUCGAGGACGUGUGGCGUGGCCGUGCAGUCCAGGUCCCGGCGCUGCAACAGCGGAAGCUCGAGGUGCCAGGGUGAGCCGCGCGAGUACAGAGUGUGCGCGGUGCCCCCGUGCCAGGAGCUGGUCGAUCUUCGGGCGAGGCAGUGCUCCCGGUUCUUCUACGAGCACGUGAACGACCCCAAGAGCAGCCCCUUCCAGGACAACGGGACUUGGCUGCCCUACGAGGCAUUUGCCGGCUCGCCCAAUUGCCAGCUCGUUUGCUACAGGAAGGAGUCGGGCGAGAUCUUCCACACGGGCCUCGACGUCGAGGACGGCACCCCUUGCUCGUACGAAGCGACCGACGUCUGCAUCGAAGGCAAGUGCCGGGCCAUGGGCUGCGACGGUGCGCUCGACUCCAACAUGACCAAGGACGCCUGUGGGCUCUGCGGUGGCAACAACUCCACUUGCGAGAACGUCACCGCCAACUUUCAGCGCAAGUUGCGCCGAGAAACGACGCGGCUGGCUGUGGUGCCGAGCUUGGCGUACAACAUCAAGGUCACGGUGACAAUUUUGCUGAGCGACGCAGUGCCGCACGAGGGCAACGUCAAGGUGCUCCUGCGUGACGGAGAUAGGCGCCGACACGAGAUGAGCGAGUUCGACGGGGACGGCCGGGCGCCGGUGCAGGUGCUCGACGGUGCGGCCUUCAGGCUCGAGCGCCUCGAGGAGAAGUACGUCCUCGGAAGCAGGGGACCCGCCACCUCGGAGAUCGUCGUGUCGCUGGUGGCGACGCGGGAGGUGCUGCACGCCGGCGCCCUCAUCUCCGUCUCGUCGCAGUAUUCGAUCGCUCGGUCGGAGCUGCGCUCGGCUCGGGGCAGGUACGCGUGGCUACUGGGACCCCCGGGCGCCUGCUCGGCCAGCUGUGGUGGUGGCCUCAGGCGCAGGCAGCUCCUGUGCCGGGACGAGGUCACCCGGGAGCUGGUCUCCCGCAGAAAGUGCCUCGUGGUGGCCAAGCCCCCCGGACACCGCGAACUCGAGAGGUGCAACACUGCCAGUUGCGAGUACACGUGGAUCCCGGGAAUGUGGGAGCGGUGCGUGGCCAGGGCGCCGCCAAUCUGCCUGGGCAGCCAGCGACGACGGUUGUACUGUGUGCGCGCGAGUUUCCCCGAGCGGCUGGUCACCCGCGAGAACGAGCUGCGGGUCUUUCGCAACACGCUCUCGCCGGCUAACUGCCUGGAUCUCAGCCAGCCUAUCACCGAGAGACAGUGCACGAGGCAGCCCGAGUGCCCCCACGGCAAGUGGCUGUACUCCGAGUGGACGCCCGUCCUGCUCGCAGACCUGCGGGCGGGGAGUGCAGACCCGGCGGGCGCGCUGCGCUGA